ACAAUGAUUCUUCACCGUCGUGGGAUUAGACUACUUGCCAACAGAGCAAUAAACUUGAGUGGAGAAAGAGAAUGCAUGGUUCCCGAUAUAGAGCAGAGCUUACUUGCUCAGCCCCGGAAAGAGAAAUAUGUCAUUGGAGACGUGUUGACAUUCUCCUGUAGAAACAGACACCUCACUCUCAUCGGAGCAGACUCUCUUCAGUGCUACCACUUUGGAUGGUCCCGUAGUCCUCCGACAUGUAAAGAGAAAGUACAGUCCUGUGACAAACCUCCUCGACUCCCCAACGGGACAGUGGCAGACACACCUAAAGGGGAAUAUGAACACGGUGAGGUGGUGGAGUAUGUGUGCAACCCCAGGUUCCUGAUGAAGGGUGCGAGGAAAAUUCAGUGCGUUGAUGGAGAGUGGACACCCUUGCCCGUGUGUGUUGAGGAGGACAGUACAUGUGGAGACGUACCUGAGCUGGACCACGGCGAGGUCGUGUCCCCAGCACGGCCCUCCUAUCACCAUGGAGAGUCAGUAGAGUUCACUUGCGGAGAAGGCUUUACAAUGAUUGGUCACAGCUCAGUUACAUGCAUUAGGGGAACGUGGACCCAACCACCUCAGUGCAUUGGUGAGAAGAUACUAUUUUUGACUUACAAUUUUUCAUCAAGAAUUCUGAUUUUAAUAUUUUUAGAAGCGCCACGAUGUCCACCACCACCUCAGAUUCCCAAUUCUCAACAUAUGGCCCUUUCAGUGAAUUUUCAAGAAGGAGAAAAAAUAUCUAUUCUCUGUCAAGAAAACUUUCUAAUCCAGGAAGGAGAGGAAAUCGUGUGCCAGGAUGGACGAUGGCAGUCAAUACCGCGCUGUGUCGAAAACACGCUGUGUUCUCAACCAUCUCAUGUAGAACAUGGAAGCAUUAUUUCAUCCAGAUCUUCAGAAGAAGGAAAAGAAACAUUGGGACCCAAGCUAUAUGCGCAUGGCACCACAUUACGUUAUAUUUGUAAGGAUGGUUUCAAAUUAUCCAAAGAAGAUGGGAUAACAUGCCACCGGGGAAAAUGGAGUGCUCCACCACAGUGUGUAGGAAUUCCUUGUGGACCACCCCCUGAGGUUUCCAAUGCUGUUGUAUUUGGCAGAUUAAACAGUUAUCCACAUGGGGGAAAAUAUACGUACACCUGUAACAUUGGAUUUCAGAUUCAGGGACCUGCCUAUGUGGAAUGUUCAGGAGGAAAAUGGUCCAGUCCACCAGAAUGCACAACAAAGACUUGUUCUAUCCCACCCAGCUAUGACAACGCCAUCCUCGUGGGCCAGCCGAAGAACUCAUACAAGUCAGGAGAACAAGUGACUUAUAGAUGUCCAGACUAUUACCAAAUGGAUGGAUCCAAUAUUGUACAGUGUAUGAAUGGCAGGUGGAUAGGAACACCCACAUGCAAAGAUCUCUCCUGUGGCAGCCCUCCCACAGUGCAAAAUGCCUUUAUACCAAACCAGAAGCCUAGGUAUCAACAUAGGGACACAGCACGUUAUGAAUGCAGGCGCCCUUUGGGCCUCUUCAGGAAUGCAGUGGUGACAUGCUUAAGAGGGAAUUGGACAGACCCACCUGAGUGCAAGGAGUCCACAGGACAAUGUAAGCCCCCUCCUGCUAUUGACAAUGGAGACAUUACCACGGAUCCAUUAGCAGUCUACGCUCCCGGGUCUUCAGUGGAGUAUCAAUGCCAGGCCUACCAUGAACUUGAGGGAAACAGGAGAAUAACAUGCCUUGAUGGACAGUGGUCUGAGCCACCCAAAUGCUUAGCUCUCCCCUGUGGCAGCCCUCCCACAGUGCAAAAUGCCUUCAUACCAAACCAGAAGCCUAACUAUAGACAUGGGGACACAGCACGUUAUGAAUGCAGGAACUCUAGGGGCCUCUUCGGGAAAGCAGUGGUGACAUGCUUAAGAGGGAAGUGGACAGACCCACCUGAGUGCAAGGAGCCCACAGGACAAUGUGGGCCCCCUCCUGCUAUUGACAAUGGAGACAUUACCACGGAUCCAUUAGCAGUCUACGCUCCCGGGUCUUCAGUGGAGUAUCAAUGCCAGGCCUACCAUGAACUUGAGGGAAACAGGAGAAUAACAUGCCUUGAUGGACAGUGGUCUGAGCCACCCAAAUGCUUAGGUCUCCCCUGUGGCAGCCCUCCCACAGUGCAAAAUGCCUUCAUACCAAACCAGAAGCCUAACUAUCGACAUGGGGACACAGCACAUUAUGAAUGCAGGAACCAUUUGGGCCUCCUCGGGAAUGCAGUGGUGACAUGCUUAAGAGGGAAGUGGACAGACCCACCUGAGUGCAAGGCAAUGACUUGUCCUAGCCCACCCAGCUAUGGCAAUGCCAUCCUUGUAGGCCGGAACAAGAACUCAUACAAGUCAGGAGAACAAGUGACUUAUCGAUGUCCAAAAUAUUACCAAAUGGAAGGAUCCAAUGUUGUACAGUGUAUGAAUGGCCGGUGGAUAGGAACACCCACAUGCAAAGAUCUCUCCUGUGGCAGCCCUCCCACAGUGCAAAAUGCCUUUAUACCAAACCAGAAGCCUAGAUAUCGACAUAGGGAAACAGCACAUUACGAAUGCAGGAACCCUUUGGGCCUCGUCGAAUAUGCAGAAGUGACCUGCUUAAGAGGGAAGUGGACAGACCCACCUGAGUGCAAGGAGUCCACAGGACAAUGUGGGCCCCCUCCUGCUAUUGACAAUGGAGACGUUACCACAUAUAUAUCACCAUUCUACGCUCCCGGGUCUUCAGUGGAGUAUCAAUGCCAGGCCUACUAUGAACUUGAGGGAAACAGGAGAAUAACGUGCCGUGAUGGACAGUGGUCUGAGCCACCCAAAUGCUUAGCAAAGACUUGUCCUAGCCCACCCAGCUAUGACAACACCAUCCUCGUGGGCCAGCCGAAGAACUCAUACAAGUCAGGAGAACACGUGGUUUAUAGAUGUCCAGACUAUUACCAAAUGUAUGGAUCCAAUGUUGUAGAGUGUAGGGACGGCAUUUGGAUAGGAACACCCACAUGCAAAGAUCUCUCCUGUGGCAGCCCUCCCACAGUGCAAAAUGCAUUCAUACCAAACCAGAAGCCUAGGUAUGGACAUGGGGACACAGCACGUUAUGAAUGCAGGCGCCCUUUGGACCUCUUCGGGAAAGCAGUGGUGACCUGCUUCAGUGGGAAGUGGACAGACCCACCUGAGUGCAAGGAGCCCACAGGAAAAUGUGGGCCCCCUCCUGCUAUUGACAAUGGAGACAUUACCACAUAUAUAUCACCAUUCUACGCUUCGGGGUCUUCAGUGGAGUAUCAAUGCCAGGCCUACUAUGCACUUGAGGGAAACAGGAGAAUAACGUGCCGUGAUGGACAGUGGUCUGAGCCACCCAAAUGCUUAGAUGCAUGUAUAAUAUCAGAAGAAAUCAUGAAAGAACAUAACAUACAGUUGAAAUGGUCAUAUGCAAAAAAAAUUUAUUCUGGAACGAAUGAUUAUGUUGAAUUUGUGUGUCGACCUCCCUAUCGUAGACUGUCACCAGCGUCUGCAUUCCGAGUACAAUGUCAUGAAGGAAAAAUGGAGUAUCCCUCUUGUGCAUAACAUGAGAGCUAUGUGGCAGUUUUCACAUUAAAAUAUAAGCCUUCAUUCAGAAUGUUUUAAUAUUAAUCUAAUUCUUCUCAAUAUAUUUUUCUAGUUGGGUGUAACUGACUUGUAUUCAUUAAUCCGAAUUCCUGUUAAAUGCCAUGUGGGAGAUGUCAUUGUAAUCUGAGACCAACGGACCACAUCUCAUAAGCAUCUCAUUAAAAUGUGACAAACCAA
Messenger RNA from Myotis brandtii (Brandt's bat), 3783 nucleotides. Its product is annotated as complement factor H. The coding region runs from base 4 to 3564 and encodes 1186 amino acids. The transcript is spliced from 20 exons. Lineage: Eukaryota; Metazoa; Chordata; Mammalia; Chiroptera; Vespertilionidae. The record is from RefSeq and is a predicted model, not a curated record.